AGGGAAGAAAACGCUUUUUCUCUCCAUCCAGAGGGGUAUCCACAAGUGGCAAAAGUGUAACAUUGCAUUUUUUCUGCUCAAUGAAAACACUGAUAAAACACCAAAAGCAGGCAUGGAGAUGACACUUAUACUGGCUGGAAUGGGAGGUUCGGGGCAGAGAAAACUUUCACUUAUACCUCCAGAGAAUGAGGGUUACAAUGGCACCCUUCUGGAAUCUGUAACAGGAGGUGGGAAAAAUCUGAUCUACAUAGUACCACUUCAGGAAAAACUUGAUAUGUCCCCUCUUCCUUUGGAUGCCAAAGAAUUUAAAGGCAUGCCCAAGGCAUCAUGCAAAGUUUGUAAUGCUACCAUGCCACUGCAAGUCUUGGCUGUCCAUGUUAAAACAUGUGUUGACCUCAGAUCCUCUGGAGAGGAAUUUGAAAUUCCUAACACGUCUCAUCAUGAGAUAAGUGCUGAUGGAGGUACUCCAGUUGCAUCGACAUUAAGGACAAACAACACAAAGAUCCUUGAAACUUCUGAAGGGACACCUAUGUAUGUCAAGAGGAAUAUACACUGGACGUUUUACAGAUCCAUGCCAGCUGUUCUGGAUAGAGUGUUGAGGAAGCAUCUGGACCAGACCAGGUUCACAAAUCAACCGGACGUGGAGAAAAAAAGUCUUGAUGAUGUCAUAAAAGAAAUCACAAAUGCAGUAUCAACCGAUGGAGUUACCUUUGAUAUUGCUGUGUCUCGCAAAAACAUGCUGGAAAGAGGCAUUGCGCAAUGGCAACGGCAAAAGAAGACAUCCCCAACCAACCCACUGAAAGUCACCUUCAUAGGUGAAGUUGGCAUUGACACAGGGGCCCUCCGUAAGGAAUUUUUGACAGAAAUGGUUUCAGGGAUUGAGAGGCGCUUCUUUUUGAAGGGAGUUAAUGGCUGCGUACCCACGUAUUCCUUGUCAGAUUUGGACAAAGGUCAUUUCCGGACUGUUGGUGAAAUAAUGGCAGUGAGCUUGGCUCAAGCUGGACCAGCUCCAAACUUUCUGAUGCCUUGGUGCUACAGAUUCUUGUGCACGGGUUCACCUGACUUUGAAAGCAUGGGCAGAAACGAUGUGGUAGAUGAAUACUUCAUUGAUCUUAUAUCAAAGGUUGAGUCUGCCAAUGAGACAACCCUUCUAGAUAUCACUGAAGACAUCUUGAACUGUGGUUAUACAGGAAUUAUUCUUUUGGAUAAAAAGGAAGAAAUGAUGCGAUCAGUUGUACUUCAUGCAAAUCUGAGGUUGCUCCCAAUUUUGCAGCAGCUAAGGAAAGGGCUCAGACUCUAUGGCUUGUCAGAUAUAAUGAGCACAUACCCAGAUACUUGCCAGCCAUUGUUUGUGCCAGGUGUUGAAAUGAAAGCAGAUGCAGACUUCAUCAUCUCUGUCUGCCAAGCUGAAUUCAGUGAGAAGGGUUCUAACAAGGAACAAUCUGAGGUCGACCUGAUGAAUCAUUUUCAGGAUUUUCUCCAGGAACUCGAGCAAGGUGAAUCCUCUUUGAGUUCUGAGAAUGGCUCAUCCCUGUCUCCAAGCGCCUUCUUGCAGUGGAUUACAGGACAGGCCCAUAUUCCUGUUCUGCAAGAGGAGAGGAAGAACUUUCAAGUGAAUGUGCAGUUCCUUCAUCAGUGUGAAUCACAAUAAGUUCAACACAAAAUAUGUUAUCCUUCUGUGGCCGCAUGCAUUAACACCAUAACAUUCCCAGUUCAACACAUGCAAUCAUAUGAUGACUUUAAAUGUGUUCUUCUCGAAGCAUUCCAUAUGGGUCAGGAAUUCACAAGAGUGUAAAAGUUACAUUAACACCGGUUUCUUGGAUCUGAUUAAGUAGCCCUAUGUGUAAUAUUCUGUGUUCUGUUCCUGUUUGUGUUAUGCAAGUUAUUUUACUCUCCUGUCUUAAGUUCUCUGGCUACUUUGAGUUUUGUCUUGUCUAGGUUCUUGUUUAGAUUGUUUAUUGUUUUAGUUUACCCUGUUGUGUCAUUCAGUUUUAUUCUUGGCUUUAUCUUCUGUUUUAGGUUUGUACUUUAGGGUUGUUUUGUUCCUUAUCAAGUCUGGUGUAGUUUCUGUUUCUGUCCACUUGUCCUGUCAGCUUUUUUAGUUUAGGUUUGGUUUCUGAUCUGUUCUUGUUUUGAGCCUCAGCACUGAUGUCUGGUCUAAUUACUUACUCU
This is a messenger RNA of Fundulus heteroclitus (mummichog), 2172 nucleotides long. RefSeq lists its product as uncharacterized. The record is from RefSeq and is a predicted model, not a curated record. Lineage: Eukaryota; Metazoa; Chordata; Actinopteri; Cyprinodontiformes; Fundulidae. The transcript has 12 exons. Gene Ontology annotation, molecular function: ubiquitin-protein transferase activity. The coding region runs from base 113 to 1651 and encodes 512 amino acids.